AUGAAAAGUGCAAUGCAAAGGAUAGCAAGUAAUCAACCACAACAGAGCAUAUUCUACUCUCUAAACAUCAAGUUCCAAGCUUUAGCUGAGAAAGCGGAAAUGGAAGAAAUUAUCAAACUGAAGCAAUACGAGAUGAACAAAGGGUAUCAGUAUUUGAAAGCUAAGUUACGUCGCCGUCCGUCCAAGAAACAAGGGUCAAGUUGUGAUGUAGUUAUAAAUAGUGAUACGAAUAAGAAUGGUACCAUAAUGAGUCCGUCUUAUCCAUCGCCGUACCCUUCGAAGACGACUUGCAGGUACGAGUUUCAGGGACGCGGCAAAGAGAGGGUCCAAAUUGUCUUCCAAGACUUUAAUUUAUACCAUUCUUCGGACAACUCCAAAGAAUGUGACAACCAGGAUUCCCUAAUUGCCUUCGUGCACAUAGACGGCCGAAUGGAAAAAAUAGACAGCUUUUGUGGUAACACAUUACCAAAACCUGUCAUGUCCAACGGACCUAGGCUUAAGUUAGAAUUUCAAAGUCUCAUCGCAUCUAGAUACUCGAGAGGCUUUAAAGCGACAUACAGCUUUACAGAAAAUUUUGGUAUUAGAACCGGUACCCAACUACCAGAUUACCCAUGUGCCUUUGUAUUUAAUAGUAACGAAUCUAGAAGUGGAUAUUUCUACAGUCCAAAUUAUCCAGGUUUCUACCCAAGGGACACUGAAUGUCAUUAUUUCUUUCAUGGAAACCUGAAGGAGAAAGUACACCUACAUUUCAAUUAUUUCGAUGUUGAAGGAGUAUUACCUUGCGAAGCCAUAUCAGCUAGCGACUACGUAGAAUUUUCAAACUUCAUGGCUCGAGAUCGAAAAUACUCCCGGCAUUGUGGUCAACUCAAAGAAUUUGACAUCGAAUCGGAUAGAAAAUUCUUCAGAGUAACCUUUCGUUCUAAUGACAGACUAGAUGGUACAGGAUUCAAUGCGACUUAUCACUUUAUGGACGAAGUAGAAACUUACACAGGAAGGCCAUCAGAAACGUCUAAAGGACCUCAAAGUAUCCACGGUACUGCUACUGUCUCGACUUUGAUAUUCAUCAUAUUGAUGAUAAAAAUGUCAACAUAAUCAUUUUAAUUAGAAAACUUUUUUAAAGCAAUACUUUUCCAAGAACAAAAUCAAGAAAUUAUG
Messenger RNA from Anoplophora glabripennis (Asian longhorned beetle), 1155 nucleotides. RefSeq names its product suppressor of lurcher protein 1. The transcript has 6 exons. NCBI's taxonomy places the organism in Eukaryota, Metazoa, Arthropoda, Insecta, Coleoptera, Cerambycidae. Gene Ontology annotation, cellular component: plasma membrane. The record is from RefSeq and is a predicted model, not a curated record. The coding region runs from base 1 to 1092 and encodes 363 amino acids.